Messenger RNA from Microbotryum saponariae, 3021 nucleotides. The record is from the annotation of a GenBank genome assembly. Lineage: Eukaryota; Fungi; Basidiomycota; Microbotryomycetes; Microbotryales; Microbotryaceae.
AUGGCUUCCGCAAUGCUCUCCCAUAGACCGCCAAAGGCACGAAGACCUCACAUCUCAAGUGGCAGCGCAUCACUCCUUCCCCGGUUUCCUACCACCUCAUCAACCAACUUGACUUCCGAACGGCCCCCACAAGCCUCUACAUCCGUCUCCGCCUCCGCGUCGCAUCCACUUUCCUCCCACACCACCACCGACCUCAUGGACGAAUCCCUCCUCGAUUUCGAUCAACUCCUCGUCCAGUCGAGCCACGCCUCCCAUCCCGGUGAAGGCGCCCCGACGAGGAUGAUGAUGUCUUCCAAUCUGUUCGACGAGGGUUCGUCCAUGUUGAACGACGCGCAGAUGAGCUUCUUGCACCACGACGAAGAAUUUACCAUGGUCGUACGCGAAAGGGAGGAUAAUAACAUGGAUCCGGAUGAUACAAGGCAGGUUCCAGAGGCGGGUACGCGGGAACAACGGCACGUGGAGGAACGCGAGGCGACGAGCCAGGGAGCGACUGCGAAUCGAGUGGCCCCUAUUGAAGCUGCCCCGACCGAAGCCUUAGAGGAACACAUCGCCCAACAGCCGCAACCAUUGCGCACAGCUUCACAGGGUGAGUCAUUCACAACUGAAGGAGAUAUUUCGUUGAACUAACACUUAGCACCUCAGAAUCACCGAUCGACACGCGCCUCCUCGACCGAUCCCUCCCUACGAACCGACGGCGAUCGUCCAUUUCGCCCAUCCUGAAACGCAACGCGGUCGUUCCCUUGCCCGCAUUGAACGAAAAUGAUGUAGUUGCGCAACCCGCUAGGGCUUCUACGAAAUCCAAGCCUUCGACUUCAGCUUCCUCCACAUCGGCCUUGCCCUCGAUCCUCGCGACAACUGCUGCUUCAGUUCGGCCCGUGAAACCGGCGCAUAUCCUACCCAAAGAUCACCCUAGUCAUCCAAGAGUGAUCGAAGCCACCCUCAUUCCGAUACCCCGAGCCCGGGAACGUUCUCGCUCGAGGCCAACGUCUUCCGAGCCGACCCUUUCCAGGUCCUCCGAAGCCAAGGCCGAAGCCGAACGAAAGCUCUUCCCUUUGGUAUCAACACAACGUUCCUCCGCCUCGGUCUCACCGAUCACGAAAUUGGCUCUACCUGCACCUCCACUCGCGCCACCACCACCCCCACCUCCUCUCCCAAGAUCCCUCCCUAUCGGCGAUUACCUCGCUCCAUUGGCCGAAGUCUCCGAUGAGGAAGCGCAAAGUCCUCAAAGGGAGGAUCGGUUGGAGUCGUUUGAGACUACGUUACCGACACCUUAUAGAUCAUCACCACCGCCAGCGUGUUUAUUUAAGCUUAUGGAGGAGCAGAGGGAGGACGCGAUGAAUCAGGAUGGGGAAGAGGACCUCUUCGAACUAGAGAUGGACGUAGAGGGAGGCAACGACGAUCGAUACGAGGCGCUGGAUGCAGAUGGGUCAUUACCGAGGAUCGGGGAGUCGUUGAAGGACUUUGAACGUCAUAAUAGAGGCAACGACCGAACAGCAAAGACUGGGAGAAGGAUGACGACGAGCACGCCUGCUAAAGCGGGAGUGCUGAGUGGGGUGGGAAGGAGGGCUAGUGUCGUCGCGGCAGCGGGAGCGGCACGGUCAGCGGGGCUGAGAAAGGUGGUACCAGAGGUCUUGGAGCAGGAGCAGGAGGAGGAACGGGAUGGAGGGAUGAUGAGACCGAUCUUGCCGGAGAGGUACCGAGUGCAGUCUCCCUUCGGUUCCCAAUCCGUUACGGCAGUCAAAGAGGUCAAAACAUCCUCCACGGACCGAGCACUUCCUCCGCCUCCCAAAGCGCCGCUCCCACCUCCUGUCGCGAGCUCAAGUUCGGUACCACGAGAUCCUUCGCUUCCGCAAAGACGAAGAGCUUCAAGGGCGUUCGAAGUGGGACAUCAUCCUCCCGCGGUGGCGGCUCCACGCCCCCAAGUACAAGAGCCGAUCCCAGCGACUACAACGGCGUCUCGACGAGCUUUGACGACCAUCUCGCACCCCUGGCCCAAAGCCUCCACGUCGACAAAAGUCUCCACUCGGACGCCUAUACCCUCAAUUCCUACCACACGAGCUACCGAGGUCGCUCCACCCAAGACCACCCUCCGACUCAACUACACUUAUACGCGAGAUCCACCGACAGCGCAGUCGGUUCUAACAACGAUCCGUCUCUUCGAUCCUUGUGGACCCAUACAUGAAGAGACCGAAGGCCAGCAAGGGCUGGCUCCGCCCGAAAUCGAACGCCCUCGUCUUCCAGCUAAGAUUGGGGAUCUGACUGUCCCGAUGCAGAAUACUUUUGGAGCGAGGGCGGAGGAGAGAGAGCGGUUGAGGAAGGAGAAGAAGGAACGGAUGGCUUUGGGUUUGGAAGCGGAGAUUGGUGAAGGGGUCCGAGGGGGGGUGAAAAGGGGUAGUUCGGCGAGGGGGGGUGAGAGGGGAAACAAGAGAUCCAAGUUGGACACGGGCGCUUCGUCCGUUGAUGGUGGGGUGUUGGGUACGAAAUCCAGACAGGUAAAGGUCGGAAGCAUUCAAUGUGCCGACGACUGGUGACUCAUUCUCCACCUUCUCUUCACAGAACCUGCCCUCCACCACCUCCGCCGCGGCUACCGCCCCUUUCAAGUCCACCUCCACCUCCACCUCCACCCAGCCCAAACCUUUCACCUUCACCUCGCUCAAUCGUCAACGUCCCGCCCCAUUCAACUCGAUAGCUAUCCACAACCCCUCCUCUCUUCAAGCGCAAAGUGAAGUCGCGCUGGCGUUGAACAAAGCCUCUAACCUCGAUCGCUUGGGAUGGAGCGAACGGCAAAAGUUGAGGGAGGAGGAGGUGAGGAGGAAGAAGGAGAUGGCCAGGAAGGAGGAGGAGGUGAGUUCUGGGUAGCUGUUUUGAGGGUGGGGAGGGAAUGGUUGGCUGAUCGAAGUGCAUGUGUUUGGUGUACAGGAGGCUGAACGACGGAAGCUUAAGGCUUUGAAGGAGAGGUUGUUGCAAGCCAAAGCUCCGGCUGUGGCAUCGGGCGGCGCAACGAGUGGGAUGAGACGAUGA